Elgaria multicarinata webbii is the source of this 5542-nucleotide messenger RNA. RefSeq names its product cordon-bleu WH2 repeat protein like 1 (gene COBLL1). The transcript has 15 exons. NCBI's taxonomy places the organism in Eukaryota, Metazoa, Chordata, Lepidosauria, Squamata, Anguidae. Gene Ontology annotation, molecular function: actin monomer binding. Bases 45 to 3626 code for a protein of 1193 amino acids. The record is from RefSeq and is a predicted model, not a curated record.
CUGCAGGAGUUUCCACCUGGAGCUUCCAGCCGCCUCAAAGAGGAAUGGACGGCCAGACUUGCACGACACUGACCCGCUUGCCUUUCUCCGGACGGAAAGCCAAGCCCAAAGCUCCCCUUCCUCCAUCUGAGACAAAGAUCACUGGCUCUUCUUUUGAUGAUUCAGGAAUAAACAACUUCGCUAUGGAACAAAAAGAGAAUAUUAUUGACAGAGACAUUGAACUGUCUGUGGUUCUCCCAGGGGAUGUGAUCAAGUCUACUACUGUUAAUGGCAGCAAACCAAUGAUGGACUUACUGGUAUACCUUUGUGCACAAUACCGUUUAAAUCCUUCAAGCCAUACUAUAGACCUGAUGUCAGCAGAGAAAAAACCAAUCAAAUUCAAACCAAAUACACCCAUUGGUAUGCUUGAAGUUGACGAAGUGAUUUUAAAGCCAAAACAGUUGGAUAAGAAGAAGCCCACUCCUGUCAUCCCAGAGCAAACUGUGAGAGUAGUAGUAAACUACAAGAAGACCCAGAAGACUAUUGUCCGAGUUAGCCCCCAUGCACCACUUCAAGAACUCGUGCACAUGAUCUGUAGCAAAUGUGAUUUUGAUCCUUUACACACUGUAUUGCUGAAAACUUACCAAUCCCGGGAGACUCUUGACUUGACAAAAUCCCUCAAUGACCUUGGACUCAGAGAACUAUAUGCAAUGGAUGUCAGCAAAGCCACCACACCAACUGCUGAAUUCAACUUGUCAUCUUUACAAGACUCUUGUCAAAACUCGCAAAAUUCUGACAUUUUGAAGGAGAAAGAAAAUAAAGGUUUCUUCGGCUUUUUUCAGCGAAGCAAGAAGAAACGAGAACAAACUGCCAGUGCUCCUGCAACUCCAUUAAUGAAUAAGCCAAGGCCAGCCUUUGUCAUGAGAUCCAAUAUGAUUCCGAAACAGUAUGACUCAAGUACCCUGCCAUCUGAGAUGCCAAAGAAGCGAAGAGCACCCUUGCCUCCAAUGCCUGCUUCUCAAAGUGUGCCGCAGGAUCUUGCACAAACCCAGGACAGACCUGCAAGUUGUGUGGUGAAAUCUAGCAGUGUGGAUGAAACCGAUAAGGGACUUUCAGGAAUAGGAAUAGUGAGAACAGGUUCUCUUCAGCUCAGCGGCACAUCAUCAGUUAAUUCUUCUCUGAGGCGGGCAAAGCGCAAAGCACCAACGCCACCUCCCAGAAAAUCCCAAGGCCAAAGCGACAACAGCAUUGAGACAGGUUCAGAAUCUGCAGAAUCGGUUCAUACUGAAGGCACUGUCAAAGGAAGAUGCUCAGAAGCAUUGUCUCCAACAGGCAAUGUAGUUGACCUAACCAGGACCACAGUGCCGUCAGGGGCCUCAUGCUGCUUUGAGCCAACCAAUCAUGAUCAAAACAAUAUCCAGCAAGUCUCAGAUGAAGGUAGUCGUUUGCUUAACGCUGAUACUCCAGAUGAAUCUGAAGUGUCUCUUAAAUCUGACAUAGGCUCUGAAUACAGCCUAGAGGAGAUAGAUGAGAAGGAAGAAAUGCAUGAUGACAGUGCAGACACCUCUGUCACCACACAAGACGUUCCCACCUCCUUCAGUGCUCCUGAAGUUAUUCAGAAAAAUCAGCCUGCUCCAUUGGCUUCAGAUCCUGCCCUUGGUGCUGGAGAUAAUGCAAAAGACUCAAAUGAAGAAAAAACAGAAAAUAUGAGCGCAGAUCACAAAGUUCAACAGAGUCAAAUAUUCAAUGAGAAAGUUACAAUUGACAGUGGCAAACCACUUGGAGCAUUGCAGCCAAAUGCAAACAAUGGGCACAGCAAUACAACAGUGACAGAAGAAAGAAAAACCCAUGCGGUAGAAGUAAGAGGAAGUAACAAGAUUGAAGCAUUGAACUUCCAAGUCUACCAAGAUGACAGCUCUCUUAAUCAGGAGUGUACCCCUCAAGCACUUCCAGGGGUGCAUAACCAAAAACAGGAUCCAUCAAUUGUCGAGACAGUAAAGACUCAGGAUGCUGCAAUUCAGACAAUCCCAUCGGAUAAUAAUUUAGGCCAAACUGCAUUACAUGAGCAUACGAAUUCUGGGGGUUACAAGCUGAUCACCCACAAAAGUCCAAGUCAUAUGCAGAGAUCAGUUCUAGUGAAUCAACCCUCAGGGUUCCUGAACAGGAUACAUGAGACAGUAGGAACCAUGACAGAACCCAGCCAUCAGAGGCAACAAUCCGUAGAUGAAAGAGCGAGUCCUUAUACCAAUCAAAACAAUGCAUUUGCAAAUGACAAUCACAUUCUACCACAGCGAGUUGUCAAAAGUCCAGUUAGUUCUCCCACAAAAGGUUACCCGCUUUAUUGGCAAGACUCAAAGCCCAAACCUAAGCCUUCCAAUGAGAUUACAAGAGACUAUAUACCCAAAGUUGGAAUGACUACUUAUAAAAUAGUGCCUCCAAAAUCACUGGAAAUAGUGAAGAACUGGGAAUUGGACACUGUGGAGAGGCAAGAAGCAGACUUUUUACACACAUCUCCGAAGAAUGAGAAUUCCCAAGAAUUUGGCACACAAACAGACAUCCUUAAUAUCUCAAAAACCCUGAAUAAAUCAGGACCUGGUUUUAGAUAUGAAGUUACAUUGCUGGGGAACGAUCCAUUGGCUAAAACAAGUGUUGAUAAUGCCACAGUCUCUUUCUCUAAUGCCAGAACCAAGAAAAUGGAAGUGGAACAUUCCAAACCUAAUCCAGACCAUGUAAUAGCUCCCUCAGUGCUAAGCACAGAAAACAAAAGUUGUUCACCUCCUGCAAUGCAAGAAAAAUCAAGCAUCUUAAGUCCUACAGCCAAGCCAAGCAAUUUUUUUUUGCAGAUGCAAAGGAGGGCUUCUGGGCAUUAUGUAACAUCGGCAAUUGCAAGAAGUGGUUCUGUUAGUAGCCCUACUCAAAAUGAAGCUAGAACUAUAGACACAGAGAAAAAGUUAGCAUCCCCAGAUCAUACUUCUUUUCCAUUUCCUAGAACAGUUAAUGCUCCUUCUCAGUUAGUAGAAGAAAAGUCUGAAAAUGGCCAUAAUAAGGAAAAAUCAGAAAUCACAACUCCUCCUGUAAAAAUGUCUACGUCUCUGAAUUCUCCACCAUCCCAGCCUCCUCCGUUUAACCUGAAAACUCUAAGGACUUUUGUUUUGCCACAACCAUAUUCAAGUUCCAGGCCCUCACCUUUUGCUCUUGCUGUAUCAUCAGCAAUUAAGAGAUCCCAGUCAUUCAGUAAAACAUGUACCAGUUCAAGCAGGCCAUUAAGAGAGCAAACUUCUCUUGACCUUUCUUCAUCAAUGUCUAACACUGAGAUAAAGGACCAUUCUCCUUUACAGAGCCUAACAGGACAGCCACGACAGAGCACGACAGACAAGAAAAAUAAUUGCGGAAGCCAUGAGCAAAACAAGCAGGUGCCCUCUUUAUCUGGCCCUCCAACAACUACUGCCUGUGAGAGAAAUGUUGCUGUGACACUCCAGCGCCCUGACCCAGAACAGAUCCACCAGACCUUGCUGGCUGCAAUCCGUUCUGGAGAAGCUGCUGCCAAAUUGAGAAGGGUAGGACCUCCAUCAAAUACUGUUGCCGUCAAUGGAAGAUCCAGCCUCAAUUCCUCGGUGUCUGUAGAAACAAGAUACAGUAAUCAUUAGGAUUUCAUACCAAAUAUUUUGCACUUUAAUCACUGCUGCAUAGACCUACUUCAGCAAUCUACUUAAUAGUUAACUGCAUAUUACUGCAGGCUAUGCAUAAAUGCAGGGUUGUAUUGGUAUAUAUUGUCAAAUGAAGCAUAGAAACUUCAUGGGAUGCCUCAAAGAAUUCUUAGACUAUAUAAUUUAUAGCAAUUUUUUUGCCUUUACUUUUUAAAGCUGAAAAUGCUGUUUCAGAACUUAUAACAUGGCACAGAAGAGUUUCAUCUUGUUUUUUGCUGCCAUGAUAAUCAGAUACAUUGAUUUCUACGUACUCCAUAAUAAAUUAUGUGUAGCAACAUGCUGUACAGAGCUAAAGUAUGACAUUCUAAAUGUUUAUAACUGCCUCAUAAUUAUGUUCAGAUGUAUAUGAGUUUUAAAUAUAGUUCUGCCACCUUGUUGUCUUGAUUUUUUACAUUGGAAAUUAAUUACUGAACUUAGCUGACUGUUUUCUAGAAUUGGAAUUGGUCUAAAAAUAUCUGAUGAGAUCCAUCCAAAGUUACACAUUUCCAAAUCCAGUUGUUUGCUUACAUCUUUUCAUUGAAAUCAGCAGGACAUAAAAGUGCUUAACUUUGGAUGGAUCAUGCCUAUUUGGGAUUUUCAUUAGUUAUUGUAUAUCUUUUAGAAUCAAAGUGAAGAAAUAAAAUAGGAAGUCUUUGUUGACUAGUUCAUUAAGACGAUAUGUGCGUUUUCUUACCUACAUUGUUUUGCAGUCUUAGUGUGUACAGCACAAAGUGCCUUUACUGUCACAAUGUGUUACAAAAGCAGAACUGGUGAGUUCAAAGCUGUGUUCUAAAAGCAGCGGCUAGGUCAGCAUUCCAAGCUAUGCAGAAGAAUCUGAACAGUACAUCAUGAGUGCCCUUGGCAGGUUUUGCUCUAGGUAAAUAUCUGAGGGCAGAUUCACACAACCUAAAAGAUAACUCCAGAAAGUAGGGGGUGUGAUUGCUGCUUGUUACCUUAUCUAGACUUCAGCAUGGAUUUUAUAGUCCUAUGCUGAAGUCCAGUAAUUUGCCUACCACCAUCCUGCUGCAAGUUUGACAGCUGAACAAAAGUGAGCAAGGGAUGUAUUGGGUAGGGCAAGGGAUGUAUUGGGUAGAUUCACAACUGAAGCAUCUGGGAAUGUGUUAGCUGUCAAGUAGCAUUUAAAAAUUAAGACAGCUCUGGGCUGCAGUGAAGACCCCAGAAACUUAUUUGGAAGUUGACAUAAACUCAAGACUAAGGAAAGGAGGCUGUUGAUCAGGUACAUCUUGAUGUAUCCUCAAGAGAGAGCAGCAUUGGCAUGAAGCAGCCAAAAUCCAUUGAAUUAGACUGCGAAUAUAUAAAGGAAUUAAGUAGCUGAAUACAGAAUUCUGUGUAUAGGAGUUUCCCCUCUAAUAUUAAUACAAGCAGUACCUUGUUUUGUUUUAUUGUCAGAUAACUUUUAAAGUAUUUCUUUGAAAUCCAGGAAAUUAAAAGCAGGGGAUGAAAAAGCAAAUCCCAAACAUCACUUUUUGUAAGUAGGUAAAGAGGUGGUGAUGAUUUCUACAUUAUAAAAUCUGUUUUAAUGACACUUUAAGCAAUACAAUGUCAAUGAAGUAAUUUUACCAGUGUAUAAAAUUCUGUUGCUGUAGAAUUUAAUAAUUGCUACUGAAAUAGGCAUGUAAGGUUGAGCAGCAACGCACAGACAGCCAAAUCCUCAGUAACAGAUGUGACACCUCUUCGUCUGUUCAUGUUUUCCUGUCAUUCCUGUCAAAUUAACAUUGCAUUUGUAUGACAAAAUCUAUUUGUGAUCUUAGCUCUGAUCAAGCAACUGAAUUGUAGAUAUAUGCGGCAAAUACCGGGAUAUUUGCAAUGUUCUAAAAUGAUUCGUGGUUUUUGUUAAAUAAAAGUAAUUGUAUUUA